AUGGCUGAUAUUGCUGCAGCAUUUGCUCAACACGAGAUCACUCCAAAGAUCAUAGAAAAUGCACCAAAACAGAAGCUUCAUCUUUGCUGGGAUGGAAUCCAAGUAGAGCCAGGAAUGACUCUUCAGGUCAGAAACUUGAAAAAUGCUCCAAGAUGGGCUCUUCCAGGAGCUGAUCCAGAGAGCAUCUACACUGUUCUCAUGAUCGAUCCGGAUAACUUGUCGAGAAAGAAUCCAUCGGUGGCUGAAUGGCUUCAUUGGCUUGUCUGCAAUAUUCCAGCAAGUAAUAUCAUCGAUGGAAUUAAUGGAGGACAACAUCAAAUGGCUUAUGGAAGUCCGGCUCCAGGACCAAGAACUGAUCUUCAUCGUUACGUAAUUCUCAUGUGGGAGCAUCAAGGAAGACGUAUCUCUGUUCCAAAACCAAGUUCUCGUGCCAAGUUCAAUGUGAAACAAUUCAUCGAAAAGAACAAGUUGGGAGAUCCAAUUGCUGGAAACUUCUUCUUGGCUCAACACGAAGGAUAA
Messenger RNA from Caenorhabditis remanei, 519 nucleotides. RefSeq lists its product as uncharacterized. Bases 1 to 519 code for a protein of 172 amino acids. Lineage: Eukaryota; Metazoa; Nematoda; Chromadorea; Rhabditida; Rhabditidae. The record is from RefSeq and is a predicted model, not a curated record. The transcript is spliced from 3 exons.